Nycticebus coucang (slow loris) is the source of this 8294-nucleotide messenger RNA. It is a transcript of the gene AHCTF1, whose product is annotated as AT-hook containing transcription factor 1. Bases 118 to 6876 code for a protein of 2252 amino acids. The record is from RefSeq and is a predicted model, not a curated record. The transcript has 36 exons. Lineage: Eukaryota; Metazoa; Chordata; Mammalia; Primates; Lorisidae.
GGCGGCGCUCACCUGGGGGGGUGGCCUCCGGGUCCUCUGCCACCCUGGGCGCACCCGGACCUCCGCUCUUUCUGCGACACGUUUGAAACCUUGGGGGACCUUUCCGUGGGUGGAAGUAUGCGUGACUUAAUUGCUCAAGUGACUAGUCGUCUCCUGCAUUUCCCAGAAGUGACUAUUCAGGCCCUUGCAGAAGAUGAAAUAACAUUAGAUUCUGUGCUUCGUGGGAAGUUUGCUGCAGGAAAAAAUGGACUUGCUUGCUUGGCUUGUGGUCCACAACUUGAGGUAGUAAAUUCUGUAACAGGAGAGCGGUUAUCUGCAUACAGAUUCAGUGGAGUGAGUGAACAGCCUCCCGUAGUUCUAGCAGUGAAAGAAUUCUCUUGGCAGAAGAGAACUGGUUUAUUAGUAGGAUUGGAAGAAGCAGAAGGAAGUGUUCUUUGUCUUUAUGACCUUGGAAUAUCAAGAGUGGUUAAAGCAGUUGUUCUUCCUGGAAGGGUAACAGCAGUUGAACCUAUAAUUAAUCAUGGAGGAGCGAGCGCAAGCACUCAGCAUUUACACCCAAGUCUGCGCUGGCUUUUUGGUGUGGCAGCGGUAGUAACUGAUGUUGGACAGAUCCUUCUCAUUGACCUAUGUUUGGAUGACUUGUCAUGCAGUCAGAAUGAAGUAGAGGCAUCAGAUCUUGAAGUUAUAAUUGGUAUCCCAGCUGAAGUACCACACAUCAGAGAAAGCGUGAUGAGAGAAGGGCGCCAUCUGUGUUUGCAGUUAGUAAGUCCAACAGGAACGGCCAUUUCAACUCUUAGUUACAUAAACAAGACAAAUCAGCUUGCCGUAGGUUUUUCUGAUGGCUAUCUAGCACUUUGGAACAUGAAAAGCCUGAAAAGAGAAUAUUACACACAAUUGGAAGGUGGAAGAGUUCCUGUAUAUGCUGUUACUUUUCAAGAACCUGAGAAUGAUCCUCGUAAUUGCUGUUAUUUAUGGGCUGUUCAGUCUACACAAGAUAGUGAAGGGGAUGUUUUGAGUUUGCAUCUGCUUCAGCUGGCCUUUGGUGAUAGAAAAUGCUUGGCAUCAGGACAAAUCUUUUAUGAGGGUUUGGAGUACUGUGAAGAAAGAUACACACUGGACCUGACAGAUGGCAUGUUUCCUUUAAGGGGACAGACAAGUAACACCAAAUUAUUGGGAUGCCAGAGUAUAGAGAAAUUUCGAUCUCAUGGUGACAGGGAAGAAGGCAUGAGUGAAGCUCUGUCUCCUGACACUAGUGUUUCAGUCUUUACCUGGCAAGUGAAUAUAUACGGACAGGGAAAACCGUCCAUGUAUUUAGGACUUUUUGACAUAAAUCGUUGGUACCAUGCACAAAUGCCAGACUCAUUAAGAUCUGGAGAAUAUCUACACAAUUGCUCUUACUUUGCUCUGUGGUCAUUGGAUUCUGUUGUAAAUAGGAUAUCUCCACAUUAUAUCUUGGACAUAUUAGUACAUGAGAGAAGUUUAAGUCGAGGAGUUCCUCCUUCAUAUCCACCUCCUGAGCAGUUUUUUAAUCCAAGUACUUAUAAUUUUGAUGCCACUUGUUUGUUAAACUCAGGAGUUGUUCAUAUAACUUGUACCGGCUUUCAGAAGGAGACUUUGACUUUUUUAAAGAAAUCAAGGCAGUCUCUGAAUGAAAUCAUUCCUGAUGGUUAUAAUCGAUGUCUCAUAGCUGGCCUUCUCUCACCAAGACUUAUUGACAUUCAGCCUUCCAGUUUAAGUCAAGAAGAACAGUUACAAGCUAUAUUGUCAGCAGCAAUUCACACAAGUUCCCUGGGACUUUUAACUGGUUGUAUCAAAAGAUGGAUAACAGAAGAACAACCAAAUUCUGCUACCAAUUUGCGCUUUGUUCUUCAAUGGACAUGGAAUAAAGUGGUUCUCACCAAAGAGGAGUUCGACAGACUGUGUACACCAUUAUUUGAUGGUUCGUGUCGUUUCAUCGAUCCACAAACUAUACAGUCUAUCCAGCAGUGCUAUUUGCUUCUUAGCAACCUACAUACAGUCAUAAGCUGUUUUGCAACAGAGGCUCAGGAGAUCACUGAGAGAGGGCUGGUGGAAUUACGCAAUAAAUACACAGUUUCUCACCUCAUCUGUCAAUAUGCACAAGUGGUUCUUUGGUUCUCUCAUUCUGGACUUUUACCAGAAGGCUUAGAUGACGCUGUUCAGUUGUCAAGGUUAUACUACAGCUAUCCUGUAAUUCAGAACUACUAUACCAGUCGUCGACAGAAGUGUGAGCGUUUAUCAAGAGGGAAGUGGAACCCUGAUUGCUUGAUGAUUGAUGGAAUGGUUUCACUGUUAGGAGAUCGAGUUGAGAAGUUGUGGAAACGGGAUGAAGGAGGCACAGGAAAAUAUCCUCCUCCUAGUCUACACGCACUGUUUGACAUAUACCUAUUAGACAACAUUUCUGAAACAAGCAAACAUUCUGUUACUAUUUAUUUGCUACUCGAUAUUAUGUAUUCCUUUCCAAACAAAACAGAAACUGCUAUUGAAUCUUUUCCAACUGCAUUUGCCGUUUCUUGGGGCCAGGUUAAACUUAUUCAAGGGUUUUGGCUGAUAGAUCAUAAUGACUAUGAGAGUGGUUUGGAUCUUCUGUGUCACCCAGCUACUGCAAAACCUAUGUCAUGGCAACAUUCAAAGAUUAUUCAGGCCUUCAUGAGUCAAGGUGAACACAGACAAGCCCUUAGAUAUAUUCAAACAAUGAAGCCAGCAGUGUCCAGUAAUAGUGAUGUUAUCCUUCACGUCACUGUUUUGCUUUUUAAUAGGUGCAUGAUUGAGGCCUGGAGUUUUUUGCGGCAACAUUCUAAUAGGUUGAAUAUGGAGAAGUUACUAAAGCACACAUAUGAAGUCUGUCAGGAAAUGGGCUUAAUGGAGGAUUUACUGAAGUUACCAUUUACAGACACUGAGCAGGAAUGUUUAGUGAAGUUUUUGCAGUCCAGUGCCAGUGUUCAGAAUCAUGAAUUACUUUUAGUUCAUCAUUUACAGCGUGCCAAUUUUGUUCCUGCUUUGAAGCUGAACCAAACUCUGAAGAUCAGUCUUAUGAAUGAUCGUGAUCCUCGUUUGCGGGAGAGAUCCGUGGCUCGAAAUUCUAUAUUAGAGCAAUAUGGGAAAAUCCUUCCUAGAGUCCAGCGAAAAUUAGCCAUUGAACGAGCUAAGCCUUACCAUCUGUCAGUAUCAUCAGUUUUUCGAGAAGUUUCCAGACCCAAACCAUUAUCAGCAGUUCCAAAGCACUCUCUGAAAGGAACUGUACUUUCAAGAUCUACUUUCAUCUAUAAUGUGUUAUCUAAAAUUGGAGAAGUUUGGGGAAAUGAUGAGCCUAAUGAUAGCCUCCCACUUUAUAAUAGUCCUAAAAUAGGAGGGCCAUCUCCUAUAAUGUAUUCGCUCCCAAAUCCAGGGCUACCUGAGGCAUUCUUUGGAACACCAGCUUCAAAAGCAUCACAAAAAAUUUCUAGACUGCUGAAUUUGGUUGUUCAUCCUGUUGCCCAGCCUUCUCAGUGUUUGGGAUUUCUUCAGCAAACCCCACCAUCAAGAUCUCCUUUGUAUCUAGAAUCCAACUCAUUGCCUAUAAGUUCACAAUUAAAAGGAUCACAUCAGAACUCUUCCAGGACUUCAGAAUUACAUUUACUAGAAACUCCUCUUGUAGUUAAGAAAGCUAAAACUUUGGCCAUGUCAGUUACUACUUCUGGAUUUGCUGAGUUCACUCCCCAGUCCAUCCUAAGGACUGGUGUUCGAACAACACCUUUAGCAUCGCCUUCUUUAUCGCCCAGAAAGUCUGUUACUCCUCCUUUACGACUGAAAGAAACCAGAAUUUCAUUCAUGGAAGAAGACACGAACACAGAAUGGAGUGCUGGGACUGCCGAUGACAACAAAACAAAACUAUUUGCUAAUACACCUUUUCAAAAAUAUGGAGUUCCAGCAGAAACCAAAUGGCUGAAGAACAAAGACAAGACCUCAUCUUUCCCCCUAAAUAGCCCUGAGACUGACCCUGAAGAAGUGGACAUGGAGUCACAAGAUGCACCCUCACAGGGUACGAGCACCCUGGAUGCGAGCAAAGAAAACAGCACUAAUUCCACCCAGUCAGAUGAGACCACCUUAGAGUACCACGAUGCACCGUUACCAGAGGAAUUUGCAGAUGCUGGUUUUGUGGCCUGUAAGGCAACAGACUCUUCCACUGAAAUGAUUACAAAUUUAACUGAACAAACAGAAAAGGACAGUGAAAAAGAUACAUUUAAGUCAAAAGUAACUCCUUCAGACUUAGAGAAAGAAAUGGGCUCUUUAGAAGAUGCAGAAACAAAGGCUCUCUUAGUGGCAGCGGAUGCAUUUCCAGAACUAAAUCACGUAAGCCCCGCUCCAGAAGUUGAAGCUUCUCUCGGUGUUCCAUCAAGCCAUGAAGGGACAAGUCUCACCCUGAAGUCCAAGGUACCACUUUUGGAUGAAGGAUUAAUACCUGUUGAAACCAGUACCUCUACAUUUAAAGCAAAUAACAGUAAAUCUAUGGCUGAUGUCUGUGGUGGUGGAACGUCGGAGCUUACUCUCUCUGAAGGUCCUAUUAUCUCUGAACGUAGGCUUGACCAGGAAAUAGCAUUGACCUUAAAAGAAGAUCAUGAAAUAGAAGUUGAUGUACUAAAAGAAAGUGUUGACUUACCAGAAGAAAAGCCUCCAAUUUCUGACAGUCCUCCUGAUACUCAAGAAAUUCAUGUGAUCGGAUAUGAAAAGUCUGAAGCUCAAAAUACAGAAAAGGCUAGGAAUCUUACAUUUAAUGAGUUGUAUCCCUCAGGAACUCUAAAGCUUCAAUAUGAUCUCGGUACUAUUGAACAACAAUUUUGUGACUUGCCGGAAAAUAAAGACUCUGCUGAAUGUGACAUUGCCGAAGUAGAUGGAGAACUUUUUGUGACUCAGAGUAACUUUACCCUGAUACUGGAAGGUGAAGAAGGAGAAAUGGAGACAGGUGAUUCUGUAUCAUCUAAUGGUUUGCCGAAAGCAGCUAAUACAGCGACUGAGGAGAAACUUGUGUCCUGUGGGGAAAAUGAUAAUCAUGGACAUAUUGCUGAUUUGCCUUCCAUCAUAACUAGUGACCACGAGUCCCAAAAGACUUUACCAUAUGUGCCUGAACCAAUUAAAGUAGCAAUUGCGGAAAAUUUAUUAGAUGUAAUUAAAGACACAAGAAGUAAAGAAACUACUUCAGAUAUAAUGGAACAGUCCAUUCAUGAAAAUAUACCUUUAAUUAGCCAAAAGGUAGUGAGUUCCACUAAGGCAGUAAAAUCUACACCUAAGACUGUUCAGGAAACAAGUGUCAGCCAGGUGGAUAACACUGUAUCUUCCAGAACACGCACAAGAGGACAGCGUGUCCCAAACCUGAACAUGAAAUCAGCACAACAGCAAGAGUCAGUGGAUGUUGGUACUCCUAAGAGGCUGGGGCUAUCAGUCAUGAAGAAAACUAGGAAAACAAAAAUUUCUGAGACUUCUGAGCAUACUUGUUCUGAUGUUGAAGGAAUAUCUCAGAACCAGCAUAUACCUCAAAAUUCUAUUACUCCUAGAAGAGGAAGAAGAAAAAGAGAGAUUAAUCAAGAUAUAUUAGAAAGUAUUGAUUCUGUGGAACAAGAAUUACAGGUCACUAAAGGCAGGGAAUUAAGAAAGUUAAAAUCAUCUCAGCUGCUGGAACCAACAACUGGAGAAACUUCUGAAAAAGAAGUUAAGCUCUCAUCUGUUACAAAAACUCCUAAAAGAAUUAAAAAAUCUGUAGAAAAUGAGGAAAGUAUUGAUAUUAUAGAUGACCUAAAAGUUAGUAAAGUAGCAAGUCCUAGCAGAACUGUCAGAAAAUUGAGAAGUGCUAAUUUAGAUGCUUCUAAAAAUAAAGGACAUCAGCAAGAUGAAAAAUCCAGUGACCAACAACUGUCUAUCCAGUGUAAGAAAAGGGUCAGAAAGGAAGAGGUUAGUCCACCUGGUAUCCCAGAAGACUCUAAAAGUGAUGCAUCCCAGCUAAGUCUGAAAGCAGAAUUUGAUACACCUGUCAUGCCUAGGAGACGUGGUAGACCAAGAAAAGUAAAUCUGUCUGAAGAUGUAGGAUCUGAGGCUGUUCAGGAAAAGAAAAGUCCCAAGAAGAAACAAGCUCUCAGCAUCCAAAGAAGAUCUACAAGAAACACCCCAGCUAAAGGUGGGAGUAUUGAUGUUGGAGAACCAGCUUUAGAAAACUCUGUUUUAGUGCCAAAUGAGGAACUUGCUGUGGCAGUGAGCUCUACGAGAAAGCUUACAAAACGGACUACAAAUCAAGGCCAAAAACGAUCAUUAUAUUCAGUAUCAGGAGAACGCGCAGACGAAGCGGCUCACACAGAACCAAGUGACGGAGAAGAAAGUUUGCUUGCCACGGCUACUUUGACUAAGUCGUCCUGGAGCACGAGGACCAGGUCGAGGAAGACCAUCUUGUUGCCAGAUCUUUCUGAACCAACAAAUGAGGCUUUUUUAUUUUCUCCUCCCGUGUCAAAGGUUGCAAGGAAAGAAAAAGAUUUAUCUUCUCGGUUUGUUGCCUCACCCCCUGCUUUGAGGACCCGGCAAAAAAAUACAUCCGGAACAUCCAAACAGGUACACAGACUGGAAGAUGAUGAUACAUCAGUAGAAACUGUGGGAAAGCAAAAGGUGAAAAGGAUUCAGACUGCAAAAAUAAAACAAGCUGGAAGAAACAUAGAAGAAAGUUCUUGGUCACCGCCUCCAGUAGAAAUUAAGCUGAUUUCUCCUUUGCCAAGCCCAGUUGAUGAAGUAAAGAGCAAACCAAGGAAAACUGCAGAAGUAGCAGGAAAACCUCUUGGGAGGAACAGAAAGAAACUGUCUUCCUACCCAAAGCAAAUUUUACGCAGAAAAAUGCUGUAAUUUUGUUUUUUAAAGUUUUAAUGUACACCUAUUUGUAAAGUCAUCAGAAUAGUGUGGAUUAAAAACCGUCUAAUUUGGAAGAAAAUAAUUUAUAUAAAUGUUUAUAAACAGGAGGUCUUAAGUAAAAUAACUCCAUGUGGAGUGUGAUUCUUUAGUCCACGCAGUUUUUUCUAUUUUAUAUUAAGAUUUUGUACAUUUAAAAAAAGGAAAGAAAAAAAAACUUUAUACAUUUAUAUAAUAUGUAAAUAAGGCUUAUUGCAAUGUUAAAUAAAGUGUAUACAUCACAGUAGUUUGUGUCUGUUAGAUUUUUGAGAGGAUUUCUGUUUUAAUGAUUUUUAUAUGCUAGUAGGCAUUGAUCCCAUUUUCUUUAAAGUUGCCAUUUUAUAAUUUAUGCACUUUCAUUCUGUGAUUAAGAUUUCAAGUCAAAAAUGUAUGUUUUAGGCUAUUACUAUGUUGACAUUGAAUUCUGGGCAUGUUAUAUUGCCAUCUGUUUGUAGUUUUCACAAAUUUUGUGUAAUCUACCUCAAAUGAAUAAUUUUCCAAGUAAUGCAUUGGUUAACUAUGAUGUUGGUAUUUCUUGAUCAGCAGUCUUAAAGGCUGUUUAUGUCUAAAGUCUCUUAAUUAUUCAGAGACUAAUAUCCAGGUUAGAUUGACCGGUUCACUGCUCACUAGCAACCUCAUAAAAGGGUUUGAGAAGGGAAAUGUAAAAUAAGUGUUUUGUGGAUAUUCAGUGCACCUGUGUGUGCCUGAUACUGAUAGGAUGAGAAGUCCGUACAGAUUUUAUUGUAAUACUGAUGUGAAAGAGCUUGCUACUGAAUCACAGAAAUCCCUUAAUAUUCAGGUUUUAAAACUGACAAGUAAUCACAGGACCUCAGGCACAGAUUAUUGAGGAUGGGGAGAGUGUGAGUAGAUGUGGCAAAAGAAAAAACACAACACCCCAUUCUCUGCAGUCCGACUGCACAAUGAAGUGAUGUUACUUGAUGUGGGCCGUAAUGUUCAUCAAUAAAUAAGUGUUGUAAAAUAAUUUAUAAGAGGUAAUUGAUAGCGUGCAAUGAAUGGACCCUCAAUAAUUGAUCAUCUAGAAAGAAGCUGCUCUUGUUAGCUAAGCUUUUCAUGUCUUAAUGUGAAGCAUAAGCAGUGUGCUUUUUCUGCAUUAUUUUUCUACCAAAUAACAAUAUGGAUAAUGAGAAAAUGAAGAAAAUGCCUUUGCCAAGUGUGGACUGUGUGAAAGUAGCAGUGCGAGGGCGGCCUUUUAGUCAUGUUAGUGAUAAAUGUCACCUUGCCUUGUUGAAAAUUUGACUUUGAUUUUAUUAAUUUUUUAAUGAUAGUUAUCAAACUUGUAUUUAAGAUGCUUGUCAUUUAUGGAAUAUUAAACUUAUUUAUAUGAACUUGUUAAAUGAAUAAAGAUCUGAACAUAA